Zingiber officinale is the source of this 4818-nucleotide messenger RNA. Its product is annotated as DEAD-box ATP-dependent RNA helicase 42-like. Lineage: Eukaryota; Viridiplantae; Streptophyta; Magnoliopsida; Zingiberales; Zingiberaceae. The record is from RefSeq and is a predicted model, not a curated record. Gene Ontology annotation, biological process: mRNA splicing, via spliceosome. Gene Ontology annotation, cellular component: nucleus. The transcript is spliced from 2 exons. Bases 93 to 3458 code for a protein of 1121 amino acids. Gene Ontology annotation, molecular function: ATP binding; RNA helicase activity; nucleic acid binding.
AAUUAAAUAUUGAAGAGUAAUUUAAUUCGUUCGAUCUGCUUCCUGUGCUUCCCCUUCUCUGCGGUUGCUAGGGUUUCGUCGUCGUGAUCGUGAUGGAGGACACGAAGCCGAGGAAAGAGUCUCGGCGGAGCAAGGAGGAGAGGAGCGGCGACCGGCACCGCGAAAGGGACAGGGACACGGACAAAUACCGGGACCGGGAGGAUCGCGAGAGCCGGCGUUCCGAUCUGGAACGCAGCGUCGAUGACAAGGAACACAGGCAUCGUGACAAGCACCGGGAAUCUCGUCAUCUCAGGGAGAGGGAGAAGGAGCGUGCCAAGGAGAGAACCAAAGAUCGGGAAGAGAGGGAUAGGGAUAAAGAAGAAAGGGAAAGGGAGAAGGAGGAGAGAACGAGGGAGAAAGAGGAGAGGGAUAGGGAGCGGGAAAAAGAGAAGGCCAGGGAGCGGGAGGAUCGAGAAAGGGAGAGGGAGAGAAAGAGGGAGGAGAGAGAGCGAGAUAGGGAGGAGAGGGAGAAGGAAAGAGAAAGAGAGAAGGAGAGAGCCAGGGAGAAGCGGAGGGCUCUGGACAGCGACGAGGAAGAGUAUGAACGGAAGCGGCGGCGGAGGGAGAGCUCUCAUGACCGUGAUCGGGAGAGGAGCAGCCACAGACACGGGGAGGGCAGCGAGGAUAGUAGGCGGAGCCGGGCCACGGACAAAGAGUCUGAUGUUAAGGAAACAAAGACCCGUGAGGAGGUACUUGAAGAGGAGCAGCGGAAAUUGGAUGAAGAAAUAGACAAGCGGCGACGGAGAGUCCAAGAGUGGCAGGAGAUGCGGAGGAAGAAGGAAGAGGAAGAGAGGGAGAAGAUGGGCUCUGAGAAUGGCAAAGAGGAUGAAGCCAUGUUGGGAAAGAAUUGGACUUUGGAAGGAGAGUCUGAUGAUGAGGACGCUCCUCCAAAGUCUGAUAAAGAUAUAUCUGUUGAUGGAGAUGGUCUCAAGCUGAAAGAUGGGAGCGAUAAUGAUGCUAUGGACGCCAUGGACGAGGAUGCUGCGAAUGGACAUAUUGGUACUAAGGAUUCUGAAGGAGGAAAUGAUGAUGACGAAGAUGAAAUUGAUCCACUUGAUGCUUUCAUGAACUCUAUGGUGCUUCCAGAAGUCGAGAAGCUGCAGAGUGCUGAGAUAGCUGCCAAGCCCCAUGAAAAGAAAGGUAUCAUGACAAAAGCUUCUAAGGAAGCAUUUAGUAAUGGUGAUCGGUUAAGAAAAGGUGAGAAGAAUGCAAUGGGUAGGAUAAUUCCUGGUGAGGAUUCUGAUUCUGACUAUGAGGAUCCUGAGAAUGAGGAGGUUGCUCUUGAAGAUGAAGAUGAUGAAGAGUUCAUGAAAAGAGUGAAGAAGACAAAGGCAGAAAAGCUUUCUAUUGUUGAUCACUCAAAGAUACAAUAUCCACCGUUCAGGAAAAAUUUGUACAUAGAAUUGAAGGAGAUCGCUAGGAUGUCAACUGAGGAGGUUUCAGCCUAUCGGAAGCAGCUUGAAUUGAAGAUACAUGGGAAGGACGUGCCCAAGCCUAUAAAAACUUGGAGUCAAGCUGGACUGGGUACCAAAAUUCUUGAUACAAUCAAGAAACUAAGCUUUGAAAAGCCUAUGUCUAUUCAAGCCCAAGCUCUCCCCAUCAUUAUGAGCGGACGAGACUGCAUAGGAAUUGCAAAAACUGGUUCAGGUAAGACACUAGCUUUUGUUUUGCCAAUGCUCAGGCAUAUCAAAGACCAACCUGAGGUGGUGUCUGGUGAGGGCCCUGUUGGACUCGUCAUGGCUCCUACCAGGGAGCUUGUUCAACAGAUUCAUAAUGACAUCAAGAAAUUUGCAAAGCCACUAAACAUCAACUGUGUGCCAGUCUAUGGAGGUUCAGGUGUUGCUCAGCAGAUCAGUGAGCUCAAGCGAGGGACUGAGAUUGUCGUCUGCACUCCUGGUCGAAUGAUAGAUAUACUUUGCACAAGUGGUGGGAAAAUUACUAACCUACGUAGGGUGACCUUUUUGGUAAUGGAUGAAGCCGAUAGAAUGUUUGACAUGGGCUUUGAGCCUCAAAUCACCAGGAUAAUCCAGAAUACAAGGCCAGAUCGCCAAACAGUUCUUUUUUCAGCUACAUUUCCUCGCCAAGUGGAAAUAUUAGCUCGCAAGGUGUUGAACAAGCCUGUUGAGAUCCAAGUUGGUGGAAGAAGUGUGGUUAACAAAGAUAUAACUCAACUAGUUGAGGUCAGACCAGAAAGUGACAGGUUUUUACGAUUGCUAGAAAUCCUCGGCGAAUGGUAUGAGAAGGGGAAGAUUCUUGUUUUUGUUCAUUCUCAAGAUAAAUGUGAUGCUCUCUUUAGGGAUUUACUUAAGCAUAGUUAUCCUUGUCUAUCCCUUCAUGGUGCUAAAGAUCAGACUGACCGUGAAUCUACAAUAUCUGAUUUUAAAAAUAACGUCUGCAACUUGUUGAUUGCUACAAGUAUUGCAGCUAGAGGUUUGGAUGUGAAAGAGCUUGAGCUAGUUGUGAACUUUGACGUUCCAAAUCACUAUGAAGACUAUGUUCACCGUGUUGGCCGAACUGGACGAGCUGGGCGAAAAGGAUGUGCUAUCACAUUCAUUUCACUGGAAGAUGAACGCUAUGCUCCAGAUUUAGUGAAAGCCUUGGAACUUUCAGAACAAGCUGUUCCAGCAGAUCUGAAGGCAUUAGCUAAUGCCUUCAUGGCAAAAGUGAACCAGGGAACAGAGCAAGCUCAUGGAACUGGUUAUGGAGGAAGUGGUUUUAAAUUUAAUGAAGAGGAGGAUGAAGCAAGGAAAGCUGCUAAGAAAGCUCAAGCAAGAGAAUAUGGGUUUGAGGAAGAUAAAUCUGAUUCAGACUCUGAGGAUGAAGGGAUCAGAAAGGCUGGUGGUGAUCUGUCACAAGCUGUAGUUUCUGCCCAUGUUGCAGCAUUAGCUGCAGUUUCGAAGGCUGCAAAUACCUCAAUGCCUACCCAGGUUGUCACCCCAUUGCCAUUUACUGCUGCCCUACCUUCUGCAAAUCUUUCCAAUGUAGCUGCUCUGUCUGCUGUUCCCCCUGUCACUGCUUUGCCUGGUGAGGCUGCUGCUAGAGCGACUGCAAUAGCUGCUGCUUUAAAUUUGAAGCACAAUUUGGCAAAGAUACAAGCUGAAGCUAUGCCUGAGCACUAUGAAGCUGAGUUGGAGAUUAAUGAUUUCCCACAGAAUGCUCGGUGGAAGAUAACACACAAAGAGACAUUAUGGCCAAUUUCCGAAUGGACAGGAGCUGCAAUUACUACUAGGGGUCAAUACUUUCCACCAGGAAAGAUUGUUGGUCCUGGAGAACGCAAACUCUACUUGUUUAUUGAAGGUCCCACUGAGUCUUCAGUUAAGAAAGCUAAAGCUGAGGUGAAAAGAGUUCUUGAAGAUUACACAGCUCAAGCUUUGAAUCUUUCUGGUGCUUCCCAGCCGGGCAAGUAUUCUGUAAUUUGACAACCAUGUUCGUUAUUAUCUAUCUUGAAUGAAGUUGGUGGGCCGAUUGUGCUUAGGAUUCUGCUUCCUCUUAUGAAUUUUGCUAGCAUUUCGUUUAGACAUGUACGGUAUAUUUAUUCGGCUGUUAUCUUGAACAUGUCUGAUUUUCUCAUGGUAUACCACCAUCUUCCUUUUGGGGACUUGGUUUUUCAUACUGUUAUUUUGCUCAAGCUACUAUACAUCACAUGUAAUUAAUCUCUCAUCAAUCCAUUUCUUGCUUAUGGGAAACCUUUGUUAGCUGCCUAUUGUGCUAAGGAUCAAUUGUUGCUGGUACUUUAGCUUGAUAUCAGUUUUGUUAUGUUGGCAAUCCACCUUUAAAGGCUGUCUCCAUAUUUUGUAAAAACUUGAUGCAUUUAAUCUUGGUAGCUUUUCUUUGUUACUUCUUUGAUGUCCUUCAACCUAGUUGCUGUAAGGUUUUAGAUGGAAUUUUCUUUUUUGACGGUCUAAGCCAAAAUAUUUAGGUCUUAUAAAUCAUCUCAAUUAGCCACUCUUUUCUUGGGAACUGAUUUGACAUGACUGGAUAACCAAAUAAGUAAAAUAAAUAAAGAAGAAUAUAUCUCAGAGUUGGUGCGUUGUUUGUUAAUUUGUGACUAGUUGACAUUAAAAUCUAUAGUCGGUUGGGUUUUAUAAUGCAGGUUAUUUUUUGGCAUAGCUGAUACAUUGUAUUUCCACAAUGACUACUUUGUUGAGGAGGAAUUAAAUAUUAUUCUUUUAUAUUCUUUGUCAUUCUCCUUUGUGUUUGAGCUUCAUGAAGAGUGUUCUUUGGAAGAGUUCAAUCAAUGCUUGCAAAUAUAUCAGGAAGGAAGAAUCUGGCGCUAAACUCAACUACACUUAAAUAACUGAUUGUUAUUAUUUCUCUAUCUUGAUGCUUGCUUUUAACAAAUAGCUUGCUCUUGAUUGAUUUGGAUGCCUCUUCAUGACUCUUCCCCUUUUGAUUAUAAUUUGUUUUCCUUUAUUGGCAUGAGGAUGUCCUGUGCUUUCUGCUUGCACUUUUUCAUGGCUGAUCCUGCGUUUGCACUCAGCAAGUGAUGAUGGCUGACAUUGACAUCCAAUUUGGUUUCUAUGGGAAUUGUAAGAAUUUUAUGAUUCUCCAAGCACACUCAGUUGUUAGCUUGUUGCCCUCUUGCUUAUGAUAUUGGAAUUUAAUAUCUGUUGGUUUAAUCUGUUAUGUUUUUCUGUUGGUUUGAUGUUUAGAGGUUACAAAUGUAACACUCAUCAAACUGAAAUUUUAGAUUGUGGUAUGAUAUUUUGCACCUUUUACCACACGCAUUUGGUAAUUCUGAUUCUCCAAAUUUCUUCAAAGCUUGAGCAUUGAGCAAUA